AUGCCGCUGCACGCGCGGACCAGCGCCGCGCGGAGAGCGGUGGGCACCGCGGGUUCCGCGCGCAGCAUGCGGUACUUCCCGCUGGUGGGGCCCGCCGUGCUCGGCGCGCUGUACCUGCUCUCGCUCCUCGCGCGCCGGGGAGCGAAACCCGCCGCCGUCGGCGCAAGCACGCAGUGGCUAUCCAUCGCCUACCACCCGUCGGGCGACGGCGUGCUGCUGCUCCUCGCGCCGCCCGCCUCGUCCGCCGCGCCCCUCCCCGCGCCCUUCCCCCUGCCGGAGCGGCGGCAGCAGCGCCUGCAGCUGCCGGCGGUGGAGGUGGGGGGGGCGCGCGUGGAGGGGCUCGUGGUGGACGGCACUGGGCGCAGCGCCACGUGGCAGGCAGGAGGGGAGGCGGAGGGAGCCCAGCCCGCCGGGCAGAACGCGUCUGCUGCUGCGGCGCUGCCGGCGGUGGCGGUGAGGGCGAGCAGGCUGAGCGAGCACGCGGUGGUGGUGACGUGGGAGGUCACCACGCCCCUGCUCUUCCCCGAUGGCGUUGACUUCACUCUGCGGAUAGCAGACAAUGCAUCGGGGUGGUACGGCGGUGGAGAGCGGUUCAAUGCAGUGAAUCAGAAGGGCAACGUGUUGCCCAUGUUCUCGUUUGACCGCUUCACUGACGUCCCUGCGCAGCGCAGCUACAAGCCGGUGCCGUUUGUGAUGAGCAGCAGCGGGUACGGCGUGUGGGUGCAGUCCUAUGCCAACGGCUCCUUCAGCCUCGGUGCCCCCGACGAGCCUGACGUGCUGGCCAUCCGCUACAGGGAGCAGCAGCUGCGCGUGGUGUUCAUCGCGGGCCCCUCGCUGCUCGCAGUGCUCGCCGAGUUCACACGCCUCUCCGCGCGCCCCUCCAUGCCGCCCGACUGGGCCUUUGCGCCCUGGAAGGGGCGAGACGUGCAUUUCAACUGCUCACAGGUGGUGGAAGAUGCGGAGAAGCUGCGGCAGCAGGGCAUACCGGGGUCGGUGAUUCUGAUAGACAGCCCGUGGGAGACAGGCUACAACGACUUCUCCAUCAACCGCCUCCAGUUCGACGACCCGGAGGACAUGUUCCUGCGCCUCCAGGAGCUGGGGUUCUACAACAUCUUCUGGGCGACGCCCUUCAUCAACCGCGCCAACCGCGUGGACAUGCCCGGCAUCACCGCGGGGCCCGCUGCCAUCUUCGACGAGGCGGACCAGAAGGGCUUCCUCGUGCAGCAGGAGGGGGGCGGCUCGCAGAUAGUGAGGUGGUGGAAGGGCGAGGGCGGGCGGGUGGACUUCACGAGCGAGGCAGCGGUGGCGUUCUGGCAGGCGGCCAUUAACGCCACGCUGCAGUGGCCCACGGCGCGCGGCUUCAAGUGCGACGACGGCGAGGGCAACUACUUCCACCCCGGCGCUGCCUUCCACGACGGCUCGCCCCUUUCAGUCAUGAAGACCCGGUACGUGGAGGUGUAUCUGGCGGCCAUGGGGGCGUUCAUAGACAAGUACCUGCACGGGGACGGGGUGCUCAUGGCCAGGAGUGGAUUCACCGGCACCGGCAAGUCGUUCGUGUGGGCGGGCGACCAGCGCGCCAACUGGAACCGCACGGAGGGCUUCCCGUCGGUGAUCAUGGCGGGGCAGACGGCUGGCUUGUCGGGGUUCUUCCUGUGGGGCAGCGACAUCGCGGGGUACUUCGGCAAGACCAUCGACAAAGAGCUCUUCAUCCGCUGGAGCCAGUUCGGUGCGCUAUCCCCGUUGAUGCACCAGUUCGGGCAGGCCAACAACGGCCCGUGGGACUACGACGCCGUCACGCUGCGCAUCUACCGCCGCUUCGCCCGCCUGCACAUGGCGCUCUUCCCCUACCUCAAGGCCGCCGCGCUCGCCAGCGCCACCGCGGGCCAACCCAUCAUCUGCGCCAUGCCGCUCGCCUUCCAAGGCGACCCCGAGGCUGCCUCCCCGCAGUGGCAGUGGCAGUACAGGUUCGGCCCGGACCUGCUGGUGGCUCCGGUGUACGAGCCUGGGGUGACACAGGCGACAGUGUACCUGCCUGGGGGCAGUGCGUGGGUGCACUUCUGGGCGCCCAACGGUGUGCUCCUGCAGGGCGGGGCCGCUGUGCAGGUGGCGGUGCCGCUGCAUGAGACAGCGCUGUACGUGCGAGCGGGUGCGCUAAUAGAGAGUAUAGAGGAGGACGUGGACACGCUGGUGCCGCCCUCCGACAAGCUGCACCCCGACGUCAAGACCAUCGGCAGGUGCGCUCUGCACACCCAUCCCCUCCCUCACCCUCGCACAUCCCUCCUUAUUUCCGCAGCCUGCACCUUCAUCAUGCCUCGUGUGUGGCCGGGCAUCCCCUCGCAGCCAUCAUCGCUGGCAUCGCUGCUCGCCCCCUUCCACGCCAUGCUCACCACCCGCCCCGUGCCGCAGGCGCACGGGCGGCACCGUGUGGUGCUGCAGCUGCGGGCGAGUGAGCGAGUGGAGCUGUCGCUGCGCUUCAUGCACGGGCAGCGCCUGCGCCAGCCCAGUGUGCGGCGCAGCAAGCGUGAGCAGGUGGGCGUGGCGUGUGCGGCCGGCAACUACCUGGGCGUGGAGGGGCUGCACUGCGCUGUCGUGCUGGAGGCGGGGGUCACCGAGGUGGCGUGGGAGUAUGGCGUGUAA
Molecule: messenger RNA, 2637 nt
Organism: Closterium sp. Naga37s-1
Lineage: Eukaryota; Viridiplantae; Streptophyta; Zygnematophyceae; Desmidiales; Closteriaceae
Source: the annotation of a GenBank genome assembly